Messenger RNA from Penicillium verrucosum, 600 nucleotides. RefSeq names its product eukaryotic translation initiation factor 4E. The transcript has 2 exons. Gene Ontology annotation, cellular component: eukaryotic translation initiation factor 4F complex. NCBI's taxonomy places the organism in Eukaryota, Fungi, Ascomycota, Eurotiomycetes, Eurotiales, Aspergillaceae. Gene Ontology annotation, molecular function: RNA 7-methylguanosine cap binding; translation initiation factor activity. The coding region runs from base 1 to 600 and encodes 199 amino acids. Gene Ontology annotation, biological process: translational initiation. The record is from RefSeq and is a predicted model, not a curated record.
AUGGAUAAUGCAAACCUGUGGACCCGCCGGACAAACUCGUCCAAGUUGUCCCUGUCUACGUCCGGAGCGGACGUGAAAGACAGUGCCCGUGUCGAACUGCCCCGCCCAUCCAAGCGAUUCGGACCCGACAGCUCGCAUGGCCGCUCGAAUCCAUUUAACGCAAUAUCCCCAUUAUCCGGCGGCGUUUCCUCCCCAUCCACCAAUGCCUCCUCCGCCUUCGGUCUGGGGUCCGGCGCAUUCGCCUCUUUCGGUGCGCCCAAAACUCCCGGUGGCUCCGAGUUGAAAACACCCGGACGGGAGGUACCAUUGGAACAUGAUGAGGCUACCCGCAAGGCCUUUGAGAACCAAUCCGUCGCUGCUCCUGGUGAGCACCCGUUGAAGUCUACGUGGAUCGUCUGGUACCGCCCCCCGACACCCAAAUACUCCGACUAUGAAAAGUCCACCGUGCCGCUCGCUUCGAUAUCUUCGGUAGAGAGCUUCUGGGCGGUGUACUCUCAUCUUAAACGGCCCUCUCUUCUUCCUACGGUUUCCGACUACCAUAUCUUCAAGAAGGGAAUUCGCCCCGUCUGGGAAGAUGAGGCGAACAAGCGGGGGAGGUAA